This is a messenger RNA of Pieris rapae (cabbage white), 1939 nucleotides long. RefSeq names its product UDP-glucose 4-epimerase (gene Gale). Gene Ontology annotation, molecular function: UDP-glucose 4-epimerase activity. The coding region runs from base 101 to 1156 and encodes 351 amino acids. The transcript is spliced from 8 exons. Gene Ontology annotation, cellular component: cytosol. Lineage: Eukaryota; Metazoa; Arthropoda; Insecta; Lepidoptera; Pieridae. The record is from RefSeq and is a predicted model, not a curated record. Gene Ontology annotation, biological process: beta-D-galactose catabolic process via UDP-galactose, Leloir pathway.
UAAUCUACAAAUUAUUAGGCUAUUAAUGGGAUAAGGCGAUAUCAGUUACACGACGUACGUCGCCGCUGUCGCUUGUCAUUCUGUGGUUAGUAAAAAUAAAAUGCCAGCGAUUCUAGUGACGGGCGGGGCUGGCUACGUUGGCUCACACACCGUGGUCACGCUGUUGGAGAAGGAGGAUAUUGAUGAAAUCGUCGUGGUGGAUAAUCUAUGCAAUAGUUAUCGACAUGACAGUGACAAGAAACCAGUCGCACUUCGCAGGAUUGAAGAGAUGACAGGAAGAACAUUACAUUUCUACCCGAUAGAUUUAAGUGACGAGAAAGCGCUCGCCAAAGUUUUUGAAAAUCACAAAAUCGAGUGUGUAAUUCACUUCGCAGCGUUGAAAGCGGUCGGCGAAUCUGUGAACAAACCACUCGAAUACUACAAAGCUAAUAUUAGUGGUACUUGUACCUUGAUAGAGGUUAUGCGUAAAUAUAACGUAUAUAAACUGAUAUACAGUUCAUCGUGUACGGUAUAUGGUGAACCGCAGAAGUUGCCCUUGGAUGAGUCUCACCCAACCGGACAAGUUAUAUCCAGUCCGUACGGAAGGACCAAAUAUUUCUGUGAGGAGAUUAUGAAGGAUCUAUGUAAUAGUGAUCAGAAAUGGCAAAUAAUAUCGCUCAGAUAUUUCAAUCCAGUUGGAGCACAUCCCAGUGGUCGGAUUGGUGAAGAUCCCGCGGGUAUACCUAACAAUUUGAUGCCUUUUAUAUCACAGGUUGCUGUGGGUCGUCUAUCCGAAUUGAUGGUGUUUGGUGAUGACUAUCCCACCGUGGAUGGGUCCGGGGUUCGAGAUUAUAUUCAUGUGCAGGAUUUGGCUGUUGGCCAUGUCAAGGCUAUGCAGCUGUUCCAGCAGAAUGGCUUCAGCGGAUUUCGAGCUGUUAAUUUAGGUACCGGAACCGGAUAUUCUGUCCUCCAAAUGAUUUCCGCUUUUGAAGCGGCGUCCGGUCGCAAAAUUCCGUAUAAAAUCGUCAAUCGUCGUGCUGGGGAUAUAGCUGCGAACUACGCGGAUGUCUCGCUCGCACGAAGCCUUUUGGGCUGGAGUGCGACAAAGACAGUAGAUGAUAUGUGUAGGGAUACGUGGAAUUGGCAGAGUCGUAACCCUCAAGGGUAUAAAUGUUAAAUCAAUGCAGACAUAGAGAAUAGACUAGGUCAUAGUGGAUUCUUAGCCCAAGGGGCAGAACAUUAUUUUUAAGUAGAUUCAAAGUACUCGUUUAAAAUAGUAUCGCUUUCUAAACUACUUUUUAUCAAUAUGAAAAAAAUAAGUAAGUAUAAUAAAGUAGAAUUUAUUUAUACCAUUAUCACUACUUAAGGUAGACAUAAUUUUAUUUAAAAUAAUGUUUUGGUUUAAAUUUUGAUUUAAAAAAAGAAUGCUUUAGACAGGAACUACUUUUAAUUUAGUUCACAGAUUAAUUAUUCCCAGCCAGUAAUUUCAUACAAUUUGAUUUGAUUAAAAAAAAACUCACACUAUGCACAUUCCAAAUUCAAAUGAAAUCCUUAUAAAAUAUGCUUUUUAGUCGCUUUAUAGUGCCGUAGCCAACAAGUUCUUUUUGUGUAUAUGUAUUACAAAGUAUAUGUUUCUAUGAACUAUUUACAACGUUGAACGUACGUAUAUUUUUAUUACUUAUUUACCUGAAUACCAUGAAAACAUUGAAUACAAUUAAAUUGUAUUAACGUUGGUAAAGUAAGUGUAUUGUGCACCGUAUGUAACGCAAGUAAAAAUGGUUGACAUUUGACAAACAUUGCCAACAGUGACGACGUCAUCGAGCGUUUUCGCGGGAAAUUUUUUAUUCCAAAAUCUACAAUUACAUCGUUGAAUGUCGACUCAUAUUUUGAAUAUAGAACCCAUCAAACUAAAGUUCUGUUUGUCUUUGCUCAGUUUCUAUAUAGCCCCGUCUCUUUCUUU